Messenger RNA from Saxophila tyrrhenica, 1329 nucleotides. RefSeq lists its product as uncharacterized. The transcript is spliced from 3 exons. NCBI's taxonomy places the organism in Eukaryota, Fungi, Ascomycota, Dothideomycetes, Mycosphaerellales, Extremaceae. Gene Ontology annotation, molecular function: phosphoric diester hydrolase activity. Gene Ontology annotation, biological process: lipid metabolic process. The record is from RefSeq and is a predicted model, not a curated record. Bases 1 to 1329 code for a protein of 442 amino acids.
AUGCUUCCAGCAGCGUUAUGGCUGCUCUGCGUGACAGCACUCGAGGCGAGGGCGCAGACGACCACGAAUGAGUUCUACUCGACCACUUUCGAGACGCUGUCGACCAUCUCCUCCUCCGACUUCGACGGGACCCGAUAUACAUACAUCUCGGUGGACGGACAAAGCACAGUCGAAACCAGGCGUCAGAAUGCCACGGCAACAUCAUCGAGCAACUCUCAGAUCACGAAGACCGCCACCUCUAAAUCUGUGACAUUAAUAGGAGGAUUGACGCACACAUCAAAUGGGACGCAGACUGCAAGCUCGACGAGCACCGCACCGAGAGCAACCAACACGAUACCCUGCAACGGCUACCCCGAGUUUUGUCAGAGGAAGUACAGCAACAUAACAAACGUGUGCGCGCACAAUUCCGUGUUCUCCGUAGACAACAAUGCUGGUAGCAACCAGGAGUAUCCCAUUCAAUUCCAGCUGGACGAUGGAGUCAGGAUGCUGCAAGGCGAGACCCACUGGGUCAACGACACCGUCUACAACUGCCACACCUCCUGCGACCUCCUCAACGCCGGCACCUUCCAAUCCUCCCUCGAGACCGUCGCCAGCUGGCUCGACGACCACCCCUACGACGUCGUCACCUGGCUCAUCGUCAACAGCGACAUGACGGACGUCGAAAACUACGUCCCCGCCAUCCAAAACUCGGGCAUCGCGCGCUACCUCUACGAACCCGAAUACGUGCCCCAGCGACUGGAGCAAUGGCCCACACUCGCCGAGAUGAUCCUCUCGGGAAAGCGCAUGGUGCUGUUCAUGGACUACAAAGCCAACCAGACCGCCGUCCCCUACGUCCUGAACCAGUUCCAUCACAUCUGGGAAACGCCCUUCUCGCCCACCGACCAGAACUUCCCAUGCACGCAGCAGCGGCCGCCGAAUCUGGGCGAGAAGAUCGCGAGGAACCAUUUCAUGUAUCUCGCGAACCACAACCUGAACACUGCGGUGGAUCUCGGGGCGUUGAUCGGAGGAGGCUCGGGCGAGCAGAUUCUCAUCCCGAACACGGCGGAGAUUAAUCAGACGAAUGGGAUGUUUGAUAAGUUUGGGCAGUUGGAGCGUAUGUCGCAGAAUUGCACUGAGAUGUGGGGCAGACCGCCCAACUUCCUCCUGGUCGACUACUAUAACCUGGGAAAGCCAGGACCGGGCGCCGUCUUCGAAGUCGCCGCUAAAGCGAACGGCGUGACGUACAAUCGCCAAUGCUGCGGAAUGGGAGACCAAUCCGCUGCUCCUAUUGUACAGAGUAGUUGGAUUGUGCUGGGCGCUGCGUUGGUAUUUGCAGUGCUGUUGGCUUAA